This is a messenger RNA of Toxotes jaculatrix (banded archerfish), 1087 nucleotides long. It is a transcript of the gene taf9, whose product is annotated as TAF9 RNA polymerase II, TATA box binding protein (TBP)-associated factor. Gene Ontology annotation, biological process: RNA polymerase II preinitiation complex assembly; DNA-templated transcription initiation. Lineage: Eukaryota; Metazoa; Chordata; Actinopteri; Toxotidae. Gene Ontology annotation, molecular function: transcription coactivator activity; protein heterodimerization activity; RNA polymerase II general transcription initiation factor activity. Gene Ontology annotation, cellular component: transcription factor TFIID complex; SAGA complex. The record is from RefSeq and is a predicted model, not a curated record. Bases 63 to 806 code for a protein of 247 amino acids. The transcript has 7 exons.
AAAAAGAAAAAGAAGAAGAAGAAGAAGAAAACAGCGGCGAAGGCUGAGCCCGGGAUGUUAAAAUGUCUGCUCCGAAAACCAUUCCGAAAGAUGCUCAGGUGAUGAUGCAGAUCCUGAAGGACAUGGGGAUCACAGAGUACGAGCCCAGAGUCAUCAACCAGAUGCUGGAGUUCACCUACAGAUACGUGACGACCAUCAUCGAGGACGCCAAAAUCUACGCCACACACGCCAAGAAGUCCAAUGUGGAUGCCGACGACAUCAAAUUAGCGAUCCAGUGCCGCAUGGACCAGUCGUUCACCUCACCGCCUCCGCGAGACUUCUUGUUGGAGGUUGCGAGGCAGAAGAACCAGACUCCGCUCCCGCUGAUCAAACCGUACACCGGACCUCGACUUCCCCCUGACCGCUACUGUCUGACCGCCCCCAACUACAGACUCAAAUCCAUACAGAAGAAGGUGUCGUCUUCUGCCGGCAGGAUAUCGGUGCCUCGUCUCAGUGUCGGCGCUGUCUCCAGCCGGCCGACCACACCGACGCUCGGAACUCCGUCUGUCCAGUCUGUCACCACCAAAGUCGGAGCUCCGGUGUCUCUGACGGGUCAGAGGUUCACCGUGCAGAUCCCCCCGCCCUCUCAGACGGCCACCACAAAAACCACAACGCCGUCCACGCCGGCAGUCUCCAACGUCCUCAUCAACCCGUCUCUGAUCGGCUCCAAAAACAUCCUCAUCACCACCAACAUGGUGUCGCAGAACACCGCCGGGGAGUCUCUGAAGAGGAAGCACGAAGACGACGACGACUAUGAUGCUUUAUGACGGCGAGACUGAAGACGACGACGGCUCUUUUUAAAAUCAUGUUUUUCAUAAUGUGCACAGUAAGAGACUGACUCCUGCUGCUGGAUCAGGGCUCAGUCAGACCCCACUGUGUUAGUUUAAGUUUUCUAGAACAUUUGUUUAACCAGAGACGAGGCCUCCACCUGUUUGCACUGGGAAUUGCCCAGUAAAACCAGCUGUGAGGUCUCAGGUGUGUUAAAGCUGGACUCACAGCAGAGGAAACCUGCCGAUGUGAUUUACAAUAAACUGCAUUUAACCAGAAA